AUGUCUGGAAAUAUUGGCUGGGAUGACGAGAUUGUCCUCCGCAAGAAGCCCGAUUUCGCCAAGGUGACCCGCACAGCAUCCGACAUCAAUGCCGCCCGUCGUGCUGGCGCCGUCGUAGCGACCGAACGUAAGGUCGUCUCGAAUGCUGGACAUGUCGGCGAAGAUUUCCGCAGGAUUGCAAAGUUGGCAGAAUCGGACGAGAUCGUUGCGCCCAAGGCUGUUUCUAUGGAUGUCGGCAAGGCUAUUGCCAAGGCUCGUAUUGAGUUGAAGUUGAACCAGAAGGAUCUUGGUGUCAAAGUCAACGAGAAGCAGACUGUCAUUAACGAUUAUGAGGCUGGAAGGGCCGUGCCAAACCAGCAGAUUCUUGGAAAGCUCGAGCGCGUACUAGGGGUCAAGCUUCGUGGCAAGGACAUUGGAUCCCCUCUGACCUUUGGCAGGAAGUAA
Molecule: messenger RNA, 444 nt
Organism: Linnemannia hyalina
Lineage: Eukaryota; Fungi; Mortierellomycota; Mortierellomycetes; Mortierellales; Mortierellaceae
Source: the annotation of a GenBank genome assembly